This is a messenger RNA of Nyctereutes procyonoides (raccoon dog), 3176 nucleotides long. RefSeq names its product activating transcription factor 1 (gene ATF1). Gene Ontology annotation, biological process: regulation of transcription by RNA polymerase II. Lineage: Eukaryota; Metazoa; Chordata; Mammalia; Carnivora; Canidae. The transcript has 8 exons. Gene Ontology annotation, molecular function: DNA-binding transcription factor activity, RNA polymerase II-specific; RNA polymerase II cis-regulatory region sequence-specific DNA binding; protein binding. The record is from RefSeq and is a predicted model, not a curated record. The coding region runs from base 888 to 1820 and encodes 310 amino acids. Gene Ontology annotation, cellular component: ATF4-CREB1 transcription factor complex; nucleus.
GUUACAAAGUGACGUGGUGUAACACGAAUUUUCGAGAAGUGUGGGGGGGGAUACCUGUGAUCCCCGUGGGGCGUGCCCUUCUGAGGCUCUUUGAGCGUAGAUUUGACACGCAUCUUUGUCAGACAGGCCUGGGUCUGUGGUGAGAGUUUGUACACUGUGUUUGGUUAUGUUUGCAGAAUGCGUUUUGUCUUGAGACUUUUGUUAUCAACGGAAAUAACAGAAAAAAAAUGUUAUUUUUCCUUGUAGGUUUUGUGAUGCACCUCGGGGUCCCAGUUGGAAUCAGUACAGUGGUCCUAACGCUCAAUAGGUUCUCUUAUUUGUAGUUAUCCUUUAAGGUUAUGUUUGGUCUGUGGUACAUCUGUACGCUGCUGCUGUAUCACCAGUAGGUGGUAGUCCCGUCUAAAAAUGCCUUUUCUUCGCUUGUUAUCCUACUUAAUGAACUUCUAACUGGAAAGUAGGAUUCUUUUGGUGCCUGAACUCUCCUGAUUCUAAAGCCAAGUUGAAGCAAUUGUCUAAAUAUAUUUUUUUGACCAUUAUUUUUACCUGUAGCUAGACAAAGCCAACUAUAAACGCAUUGAUUUAUUCAACGUUAAUAAGUGUGCAAGGUAUUAGUGCUAUUUUGGGAACAGGAUAUGGUCUUUGGCUCCCUAGAGCUUGCAUUCUGGUGGCAAGACAGAAAACAGGCCAUUACAAUCCUGGGAUAAGUGCCAUGAGAAGAGGGGGCGACAUGUGCCGUGGAGAUACCGCCAGAGCCUCUCGACUAGUCUGCGGGAGUUGGGAAAGAUUGCCUGGAAGAAUAAAUAACUCAAAGGCAUAGGCCACCCGAAGAGAAGGGGAAUACUGUUUGUGGCAGAGGGAAUGGCGUAUGUGAAAACCUGAAGUUGAUUAUGGAAGAUUCCCACAAGAGUAACACUUCAGAGGCAGCACCGCAACCUGGUUCAACAGUUCAGGGAGCUCAUAUUUCUCAUAUUGCUCAACAGAUGGCAUUAAGAGGAUCUGCGCCAGUGACAAUUAUACCUCUUCCUGGAGAGCAAGUACAGGUUCAGGGGGUCAUCCAGACAGCUCAGUCUUCUGUAAUUCACCCACCACACGUGCAAACGGUAUCAUCUUUAUCAGAAAGUGAGGAGUCUCAGGACUCAUCAGACAGCAUAGGCUCCUCACAGAAAGCCCACGGGAUUCUAGCACGACGCCCAUCUUACAGAAAAAUUUUGAAAGAUCUAUCUUCUGAAGAUACACGGGGCAGAAAAGGAGACGGAGAAAACCCUGGCGUUUCUGCUGUCACUUCUAUGUCCGUUCCGACUCCCAUCUAUCAAACUAGCAGUGGACAGUACAUUGCCAUUGCCCCAAAUGGAGCCUUACAACUGGCCAGUCCAGGCACAGAUGGAGUACAGGGACUUCAAACAUUAACCAUGACAAAUUCAGGCAGUACUCAGCAAGGUACAACAAUUCUCCAAUAUGCACAGACCUCUGAUGGACAGCAAAUACUUGUGCCCAGCAACCAAGUGGUUGUACAAACUGCAUCAGGAGAUAUGCAGACUUAUCAGAUCCGUACCACACCUUCAGCUACUUCACUACCACAAACUGUGGUGAUGACUUCCCCUGUGACUCUAACAUCUCAGACAACUAAAACAGAUGACCCCCAACUGAAAAGAGAAAUAAGGUUGAUGAAAAACAGAGAAGCUGCUCGAGAAUGUCGCAGAAAGAAGAAAGAAUAUGUAAAAUGCCUGGAAAAUCGAGUUGCAGUCUUGGAAAAUCAAAACAAAACUCUAAUAGAAGAGUUAAAAACUUUGAAGGAUCUUUAUUCCCACAAAAGUGUUUGAUUAAGAAAGAAAUAUUUUUGCAGACUUGCCUAAAAUUAGAUGGAUUUCUUUUUUUCUAGUGGAGUUUUAUAAAUUAAAAGGUCAAAAAUGAAGCUUUUUAUUUAGGCUUUUGCAACUCAAAUAUCUUAUGCAAGAGAUCUGGUGACAGAAGAUAAAGUAGAAAAUGACCUCAAGGAAGUUACUGGCACAACUGGAAAUGCUGUACAAAUUAAACCUACGCAAGAAGCAGGAAAUGAAUUUGCACCAAUUUGAAUUUUCUAAAUAACAAGAAUCCAAAAAUGGCAGAUAAGAUGAAAUUUGGUAAAUUGAUUUUUAAAAUAAAUCAGUUUACCCUGUAGGUUUGCAUUUCUUACUGUUUCCUAAAAUUUACCUUUUUCAGUUGUGUAUGUGUGUGUGUGCGCGCGUGUACGGUUUUUUCUGCCGAUAAAUUCUAAAUUACAAAUAUAAAAGAAAAGCUAAUACCAUAACUAAAUAUAUAAAUUAUGUGUUCUGAUUAUGUAUACUUGUUCUAUUGUCAGAUCUUUUAAAUGGUUUUUUUAAGUUUGUUUUUUGGACUUGAGGGGUUUUGAGACAUGGAUUCACUAUUUUUAGGCUUUGUCCUAAAAGGCAUAUAAGGUACAUGAAUGGAGUGUGGUGAUUUUGUAACAUUUUUUUAUCAGAAUGGAAAGAGAACUUCUGUUUAAAAGUUUGAUACUUUUAAAUAGCUUGUUUUUUGGUUACUCUGGGAAUGGAGAUUUUCUACGAAUAUAUAAUAAAUUGUUUUUUGAUUCUAUAUUCUGUAUGCAGUUCAAUAUACAUUACUUAUGUUGUGCUUUAAUAGAAUGGAAUGUUUACAGGCCCUUGAGAUAUUAGAGUAUUUUUUAAAAACCUUCUGAAGAUGCAUACCAAAGUUUUCCAAGAGGAUUUUAUAAUCAAUUUAAUGUAAGGUUUAUCAGAUUCUAAAAUAGUAUGGUUAUUAAGGCAAUUUUAUGGUAGAGUCUAUUUUGUAAUGUAGUGAAUGGUACAUUUCUAAGAAAAGUGACUGCCAAUAUAUUUUUAUAGCUAAUCUUUAUAAAUUCUAAAGUUGAGUUUUUAAUGAGUAUUUUAAAUGUUUAUAUAGUUUGUUUAGUAAAAAAAAAAUAUUUUGCAUCUCAAAGUAUCAUUUUUAUAUUAUGAGAAGUUUCCAGAUUGGCUAAUAUUUGAAUUGCAAGUUUUGUAUACAGUUUAUCCAAAGCUCAAGAAUGCCCAUCAGUACACCAGUGUUUAAUCUCUGUAUUCCAGUUUGUAUACACUUUGAAAUUGUACUGCAAAAUUGUGCGCUUCUUACACAAUAUGUAUCAUAUUGUUGUCUGUGAAAUUAAAGGAUAUUUGAUAAAA